UUUGUAAACAUCACGGUCAAGCGUUAUCAGCUGUGCGUUUUUGGCCAAUUACUACGUGCGAUAACUAGUACUAGAAGUUUCUAGUAGCUCAGUACACAUUUUGCCAAGCAGUGCAUGCCUCGCUUUUCGAUCUACUAAUGGAUAGUGAGCCCCACUCUGAUGGUCGUUUGAUCGAUUUGGUGGACAACGAGUGGAUGUCGGAGAAGCUGCCGUUCGAUCACAUCCUGGUGCCGUCUGAUCAGCUGCCGGAUCCGGAGGCGGAUAACGAUGAUUCGCAUUUGACGCUGAAAGAGCAGGAGCAAAAGUGGACCGAUCUUGCGCUUGCCUCGCUCGCUCCGGAUAUGGCAAUCAAUGAGCAAGUGAACUUGCCGGGUGUCUAGUAAGAGCGCAAUCUGCACCCCAAUCCACACCGUAAACGAUUCCAACUUAAGCUAGGAUAAAGGACAAAACACACCAACAUGAACCGCCAUCUCCAUUCGCCGACGGUGCUGACGGAGUUCGCACGAAACU
Molecule: messenger RNA, 510 nt
Organism: Anopheles darlingi
Lineage: Eukaryota; Metazoa; Arthropoda; Insecta; Diptera; Culicidae
Product: anaphase-promoting complex subunit 13
Exons: 2
Coding region: 138-380 (80 amino acids)
Biological process (GO): protein K11-linked ubiquitination
Cellular component (GO): anaphase-promoting complex
Source: RefSeq, a predicted model, not a curated record